Lontra canadensis (Northern American river otter) is the source of this 526-nucleotide messenger RNA. RefSeq names its product small ubiquitin-related modifier 1-like. Gene Ontology annotation, molecular function: ubiquitin-like protein ligase binding; protein tag activity. The transcript has a single exon. The record is from RefSeq and is a predicted model, not a curated record. Lineage: Eukaryota; Metazoa; Chordata; Mammalia; Carnivora; Mustelidae. Gene Ontology annotation, biological process: protein sumoylation. Bases 1 to 309 code for a protein of 102 amino acids. Gene Ontology annotation, cellular component: PML body; nucleus.
AUGGAUGAUGACCAGGAGGCAAACCCUUCCAAUGAGGAUGUGGACGGGAAGAAGCCAGAAGAACACAUUAAACUCAAAGUCAUCAGAGAGGAUAGCAGUGAGGUACAUUUCAGAGUGAGAAUGACAACACAUCUGAAGAAACUCAAAGAAUGCUAUUGUCAAAGACAAGGAGUUCCAAUGCACUCAUUUCGAUUUCUGUUUGAUGGUAAGAGAAUUGCUGACAACCACACCGCCAAAGGGCUAGGAAUGGAGGAAGAUGAUGUAAUUGAAGUUUAUCAGGAACAAAACGGGGGUCAUUCAAUGAUUUAGGUAUCCUUUCAUCUUUUUUUCCUUUACCCUCAAUCCUUUUUUAUUUUUAAAAAUAGUUAUUUUGUAAUGUGGUGUUCAAAAUAGAAUUGAAAACUGGCACCACAUCUUGUUAAACUAUCUGAUAAUUUGAAUUCUGUUGACCAUUUUUCACUAUCACUUUUUUUCACUGUGCUGAUUUUUGGAGAUCAAACCUCAGCCUCCUUCAUAUAUUGCCUUC